Molecule: messenger RNA, 1305 nt
Organism: Mus caroli (Ryukyu mouse)
Lineage: Eukaryota; Metazoa; Chordata; Mammalia; Rodentia; Muridae
Source: RefSeq, a predicted model, not a curated record
AUGCUGGACACCUACAGGAAUCUCACCACUAUUGGAUACAAUUGGGAAGACCAUAAUAUUGAAGAAUAUUGUCAAAGUGGUAGAAGACAUGGAAGGCACCAAAGACGUCAUGCAGGAGAGAAACACUGUGAAUAUACACAAUAUGAUAAAGUCUUCACAUAUCACAGUCAUCUUCACAAGCAUAAAGAAAUUCAAACUCAAGAGAAACCCUCUGAAGGCUUUGAACAUAUUGAAGCUCUUGCAUGUCAUAGUAGUCUUCAAAUACAUAAAAGAACAGAUACUGGAAAGAAACCCUACAAAUGUAAUCAAUGUGAUAAAGUCUUUUCACAACAGAUUCAUCUCCAAAGACAUAAAAGAACACAUACUGGAGAGAAGCCCUACGAAUGUAAUCAAUGUGAUAAAGUCUUUUCACAACAGAGACAUCUCCGAACACAUGAAAGAACUCAUACUGGAGAGAAACCUUAUGAAUGUGAUCAAUGUGGUAAAGCCUUUGCAUAUCAGUCUGCUUUGGUCUUGCAUAAAAGAACACAUACUGGAGAGAAACCCUAUGAAUGUGAUCAAUGUGGUAAAGCCUUUGCACAUCACUUUACUGUGGUCUUGCAUAAAAGAACACAUACUGGAGAGAAACCCUAUGAAUGUGAUCAAUGUGGUAAAGCCUUUGCAUAUCAGUCUGCUUUGGUCUUGCAUAAAAGAACACAUACUGGAGAGAAACCUUAUGAAUGUGAUCAGUGUGGAAAAACUUUUGCACAAAGAAAUCAUCUCCGAACACAUAAAGUAGUACAUACUGGAGAGAAACCCUACAAAUGUAAUCAAUGUGAUAAAGCCUUUUCACAACAGAGUCAUCUCCGAAUACAUGAAAGAACACAUACUGGAGAGAAACCUUAUAAAUGUAAUCAGUGUGGUAAAUCAUUUGUAUCUCAUAGUCAUCUUCAAAGUCAUGGAAGAAUUCAUACUGGAGAGAAACCUUACAAGUGUAAUCAAUGUGAUAAAGCCUUUUCACAACACAAUAGUCUCCAAAUGCAUAAAAGAACACAUACUGGAGAGAAACCCUACAAAUGCAAUCAAUGUGAUAAAGCCUUUGCACAAAGCAGUAAUCUCCAAUAUCAUAAAAGAACACAUACUGGAGAGAAACCCUAUAUAUGUGAUCAAUGUGGUAAAGCCUUUACCCAUCGAUCCUCUGUGGUCUUGCAUAAAAGAACACAUACUGGAGAGAAACCUUAUGAAUGUAAUCACUGUGGUAAAGCCUUUGCAUAUCACAGUACUCUCCAGUACCAUAAAAAGAAUCAUACUGAAGAAGCCCUGUGA